Lutra lutra (Eurasian river otter) is the source of this 1951-nucleotide messenger RNA. Its product is annotated as putative DBH-like monooxygenase protein 2. NCBI's taxonomy places the organism in Eukaryota, Metazoa, Chordata, Mammalia, Carnivora, Mustelidae. The transcript has 13 exons. Gene Ontology annotation, cellular component: secretory granule membrane. The coding region runs from base 1 to 1857 and encodes 618 amino acids. The record is from RefSeq and is a predicted model, not a curated record. Gene Ontology annotation, molecular function: dopamine beta-monooxygenase activity; copper ion binding. Gene Ontology annotation, biological process: norepinephrine biosynthetic process; dopamine catabolic process; octopamine biosynthetic process.
AUGACCUGUGCCCUGCUCUUCAGGCUUCUCCUACUUAUGGCCCUGGUGGCCUCCUCCCAAGGCAAACGCCUUGGCCCCACAUCUCGCUUGCGUUAUUCCAGGUUCCUAGACCCUUCCAAUGUCAUUUUCCUGCGCUGGGACUUUGACCUUGAGGCAGAGAUCAUCACUUUUGAGCUGCAGGUCCGGACAACUGGCUGGGUGGGCCUGGGUGUCACAAAUCGCUACACCAGAGUAGGGAGUGAUCUGGUUGUUGGAGGAGUCCUGCCUGAUGGCAACGUCUAUUUCUCGGAUCAGCACCUGGUGGAUGAAGACACCCUAGAGGAGGACAGGAGCCAGGAUGCUGAGUUGCAGGGGCUGAUGGAAGACGCCGUCUACACCACCAUGCGCUUCUCUAGGCCUUUCCGCUCCUGUGAUCCUCACGACCAAGACAUUACGAGUGACACCAUAAGGUUGUUGGCCACCUAUGGCCUGGAUGACACUCUGAAGCUGGAUCGGGACCGUAUUUUUAUCAAGUCCAUCUUCCUGCUACAAAUAGUCCAUCCUGACGACCUUGAUGUCCCUGAGGAUACCAUCAUCCAUGACUUGGAGCUCACUGAUUUCCUCAUCCCAGAGGAUGACACCACGUAUGCCUGUACCUUCCUCCCUCUCCCCAUCGUUAGCAAGAAGCAUCACAUCUUCAAGUUUGAGCCCAAGCUGCUCGUGUACAAUGAGACGAUGGUGCAUCACAUCCUGGUGUAUGCUUGUGGCAAUGCCAGUGUUCUCCCCACGGGUAUCAGUGACUGCUAUGGAGCUGACCCUGCCUUCUCCCUCUGCUCACAGGUCAUCGUGGGCUGGGCUGUCGGGGGCACAAGUUACCAGUUUCCAGAUGAUGUGGGUGUCUCUAUUGGCACCCCCUUAGACCCACAGUGGAUCCGACUGGAGAUUCAUUACAGCAAUUUUCACAACCUUCCUGGCAUUUAUGACUCCUCGGGCAUCCGAUUAUACUACACCGCACAGCUGCGCAAAUAUGACAUGGGGGUCCUCCAGCUGGGCUUCUUCACCUUCCCCAUCCACUUCAUACCCCCGGGCGCAGAGUCCUUCCUGUCCUACGGGCUGUGUAAGACAGAGAAGUUUGAAGAGAUGAAUGGGGCCCCAGUGCCUGACAUACAGGUAUAUGGCUACCUGCUUCACACGCACCUGGCUGGCCGUGCUCUGCAGGCUGUGCAAUACAGAAAUGGAGCACAACUCCGAACAAUCUGCAAAGAUGACUCUUAUGACUUCAAUCUGCAGGAGACUCGAGAUUUACCUUAUCGAGCAGAGAUCAAACCGGGAGAUGAGUUGCUGGUGGAAUGUCACUACCAGACGCUGGACCGGGACUCCUUGACUUUUGGGGGCCCCAGCACCAUUAAUGAGAUGUGCCUCAUCUUCCUCUUCUACUAUCCCCGAAAUAAUAUCUCCAGCUGCAUGGGGUACCCUGACAUCAUCCACGUGGCCCAUGAGCUUGGGGAGGAAGUAUCAGACCCCAUGGAGGGCAUGAUGGCCAUGAACAAUGUUGAGUGGACCCCAGAGAACAUUAAGAAGGCUGAGAAAGCCUGCAAGGAGGCCCAGCAGAUGGUGAUAAUAAAGACCAUUGAUGAAUUGGUGGAAAACACGACAGGCUGGAUUCCGGACAUCAUCCCAGCUGCUCGGGGACCCUGCUUGGAGUCCUCUGGAGGCAAAGUGGAGCCUCAGGACAAAACCCCUGCAGGCUUCAGGGCUGCACCAGUGGCCCUCUUGGGCUCCAGCACUGCUACCCUGAGGUGCCUCUCUCUGGCUGCCCUCUUGUUUGGGCAGGGGGCUCUUUCUUGGCUUCUUGCCACCCUGCAAGUUGGAGUCUGAUACUGUCUCCUCAUUUCAAAUACUCAGGUAACUCUCUGCUCAGCCUUCUUCUUAUUAUCAAAUAUAGAAAUUCCCCUCUGCUUGGGCUCUCCGA